CAAGAAAUGCGUGGCGAAAAACAAACUUGACCUCCUAAUAAAUUAUACGGAUUUCAGGGAAAUUUAUUUUCUCGAUACCAGGCGAAAAAUUGACUGCUAGAGGGGACUUUCUACUUUUAGUUACUGUUUCAUGCGACGAAUUUGUGGAUGCCGUGAUCUCAUGUCAUAGAAUAGACUGCGGAUGGACUUAUCGAGUUAUCGCUGUCUUAUUUUGUAAAAGAAAAUGUUACGUCCAAUAGUAUAUUAUACAAUCACUAGCCCUCCAAGUCGCAGUACAUUGUUAACAGCAGCUGCAAUUGGGCUAGAUUUGGAUAUUCGUAAUAUAGAUUUUAUGAAGGGAGAACAUCUCACACCUGAAUUUUUAAAGAUGAAUCCUCAACAUACUGUGCCAACCUUAAAUGAUAAUGGAUUUACUAUUUGGGACAGUCACGUUAUCAAUACAUAUUUGGUGGGCAAGUACGCGAAGGAUGAUAGCCUUUAUCCGAAGGACCUUAAUUUGAGAGCUAAAGUUGAUCAGUGCCUUUACUUUGAGAAUGGUUCUCUUUUCUAUGGCUUGUCCAGCAUCUUUAUUAAACCCAUCCUUUACAAAGGUAAUAAGGAAAUUGCGAAAGACGAAUUAUACUUAUUAGACACUGCAUACAAAGUGUUGGAUAAGAUGCUGGAAGGCAAGAAAUGGUUGGUUGGUGAUUCUUACACAUUGGCCGAUAUUAGUAAUGUGUGUACACUCAUCACUCUCGACAUCAUUAAACCAGCGGAUAAAUAUAAAAAUAUUACAAGAUGGGUCAAAAGAUGUGAAGAAACUUUACCUGGUUAUGCCCAGUGGAAUAAACCGGGACUCGAAAAAAUUCAUAAAACGAUGACCAGUCUUAUAUCAAAUUUAUGAGUUGUUAAGAAAAGUGCUCAUAUUGCAUCAAUUAUAUCAAAUAUUAUGUUAAAUUUUGAAAG
Belonocnema kinseyi is the source of this 945-nucleotide messenger RNA. RefSeq names its product glutathione S-transferase 1-1-like. Gene Ontology annotation, molecular function: glutathione transferase activity. NCBI's taxonomy places the organism in Eukaryota, Metazoa, Arthropoda, Insecta, Hymenoptera, Cynipidae. The transcript has 8 exons. The coding region runs from base 224 to 883 and encodes 219 amino acids. The record is from RefSeq and is a predicted model, not a curated record. Gene Ontology annotation, biological process: glutathione metabolic process.